Neoarius graeffei (lesser salmon catfish) is the source of this 801-nucleotide messenger RNA. It is a transcript of the gene trmt112, whose product is annotated as tRNA methyltransferase activator subunit 11-2. Bases 144 to 515 code for a protein of 123 amino acids. Gene Ontology annotation, molecular function: protein heterodimerization activity. Lineage: Eukaryota; Metazoa; Chordata; Actinopteri; Siluriformes; Ariidae. The record is from RefSeq and is a predicted model, not a curated record. The transcript is spliced from 4 exons. Gene Ontology annotation, biological process: rRNA (guanine-N7)-methylation; tRNA methylation; peptidyl-glutamine methylation.
CAUUAUGUUGGGUUUAACGCUCAUUUCAACAGCACAGAAGAAAAACAACACGUGAAGCUAAAGCUAGGGAACAUCACAUACCUUCAGCCUUCGUGAUAUAUCUAAGAAACAAAACAGAUAAUAAUAUCACAGAGAGCGCUACAAUGAAAUUACUAACGCAUAACAUGUUGACGUCGCAUGUGAAAGGAGUAACUAAAGGAUAUCCGCUGCUGAUUAAGGCAACAGAGGUCAAAGUGAAUGAAGUCGAGUUCAACCCUCAGUUUGUGAGCCGAAUGAUCCCGAAGCUGGAGUGGAGCGCUUUAAUCCAGGCAGCUGAAGGGCUGGGAUACCUGCAGGACCUGCCCAGCACACCUGUAUCAAACUAUGAGAAAGAUGAAGACUUUUUACGCAAAGUGCACAAAGUCCUACUGGAGGUGGAGGUGAUCGAGGGUGCUCUGCAGUGCCCUGAGUCUGGCCGAGAAUUCCCCAUCUCGAGAGGAGUCCCCAACAUGCUCCUCAAUGAGGACGAGUUAUAGGAGACAUCCCCACUCCCGUUUUAUUCAAAUAUAAGACAGACAACACCCCACAUUACUGCUGUACAGGAUUGGAGCUGGGUUGAAUCAAACUGCAAUGAGUCGAGAUAUCAAAAACAGCUCUUGUUCCCCUGAAAUAUUUGCCAUCAUCCAAACCUGGUCCUUAAUUUAAGAAGUUCAUCUUAAAACCGGCUUCACUGAUACUGGCCCUAGUUUUCUCAGCUCUUGUUUAUAUUAUGUUUACUAUGGUUUGUAAUAUACUUUUCAAUAAAACUGUGUUACAGCGUUA